This is a messenger RNA of Cryptococcus wingfieldii CBS 7118, 1068 nucleotides long. RefSeq lists its product as hypothetical. The coding region runs from base 1 to 1068 and encodes 355 amino acids. Gene Ontology annotation, molecular function: protein binding. NCBI's taxonomy places the organism in Eukaryota, Fungi, Basidiomycota, Tremellomycetes, Tremellales, Cryptococcaceae. The record is from RefSeq and is a predicted model, not a curated record. The transcript is spliced from 2 exons.
AUGCCAGCAACAGCCCCCUCAAACCACCCUCGCCUGCCUCCAGAAAUCAUGCUCAUGGUCUUCAAACACCUCGAGCGCACCGCCAGCCCCUCUACUCUCGCUACCGCCGCCCGCACGUCCCACUCCUUCCACCAAGACCUCAUCCCCGUCCUCUACAGAUCCCCUACCCUUAUCAAGGACAACUGCCGCAGCUUUUUCCACGGCCUGUUCUCGACCCAAUGUCUAUCCCAGGAGGAGAAAGACGCGUGGUGGGAAGGAGAGCUCGGGGACAAGAAGUCGCGAGUCGCGCGACGGAUCGCGAUGCUGGGACUCGUGCAGAACGUAUUCCUUGCAGACCUUCAGGCAGUGAGGAUAUGUAAAGCGGCUGUCGCAGCGCUUCGUGCGAAGGGUCUCGAGGCCCCACCAAACGAUUGGUACACACCCCAUAUGGACGACUCUUACCCCAGAAUUCUCCUCUUUUAUGGCCGCGUGCCCCUCAACGUUCACCUGUCCUCCAAACUUUUCCUCUCGCUAGCUGGAGAGUCUGAAAGACUCACUCCCACCCUUAUACCGGAUGCAUUGGGCGGCAUGGUGAGGCCUUCCGGGAUAUUGUCGGUUCAACUGCCGCGAGAGGAGUGUAAUAAGAUGCCGUACCUCUGGCGAACGGUCGUGACUCCGAUUUGCCUAGAAGUGGACCCUCGGAUGCUGGUGAUCGAUGAUGUGGGAAAAGGCGCCCAUGUCACUUCGCCUCCUUUCUGUCCGCCGGGUGUAGCCAUACGUUUUGGGAACGAUGUGGGCGAACCGGAAAUAUGGCAGGUAUUGGAGUCUUUCUAUCGGAAGUACUUACACUCUAUUACACAAAACUCCCUGCACUGCAUCAUCUACAAUUACCCACCCAAAGGUCUUGCAGAGCUCAAAAGGCAGGACACUGUCGAGAAUGCCAUUCUCAGCAAGGCUUUCAGCAAACUUCACCAAUCGUAUGCACCGAGGGAGGUGAAACUUAGAGUCUACAUGGAAGGUGCCGUGAAGUCGAAUGUCUCGAUGGAGGAGAUGGGAAAUGAGUUGAGGGAGUUUAUGAAGAGUGCAUGA